CCGCCUGGAUGUGCGCGGAGGCGGCGCCCGGCUGCGCGCGGGGCCCCGCCAUGGCCCUGGCCUUCUGCGGCGACGAGGGCAACUCCACCGCCUACAACGUGGACCACGGCGUGCUCAACAACGGCUGCUUCGUGGACGCGCUCAACGUGGUGCCGCACGUCUUCCUGCUCUUCAUCACCUUCCCCAUCCUCUUCAUCGGAUGGGGAAGUCAGAGUUCCAAAGUUCAUAUUCACCAUAGCACCUGGCUUCAUUUUCCGGGCCACAAUUUACGCUGGAUACUGACUUUCAUCCUCUUGUUUGUGCUGGUGUGUGAAAUUGCAGAGGGCAUAGUAUCUGAUGGGGUUUCAGAAUCCCGCCAUUUACAUCUGUACAUGCCGGCUGGGAUGGCAUUCUUGGCAGCCAUCACAUCUGUUGUUUAUUACCAUAAUAUUGAAACAUCUAAUUUCCCGAAGUUAUUAAUCGCCUUGCUGUUCUACUGGACUUUAGCUUUCAUAACUAAAACCAUCAAAUUUGUAAAGUUCUGUGAUAAUGAUGUUGGAUUUUCUCAGCUUCGAUUUUGCCUCACGGGACUCCUGGUUAUUCUAUAUGGAAUGCUACUAGCUGUAGAAAUCAAUGUCAUCAGGGUGAGGAGGUAUGUUUUCUUCAAAACUCCUAAAGAAGUUAAACCUCCUGAGGAUCUCCAAGAUCUUGGAGUUCGAUUUCUACAGCCAUUUGUGAAUCUGUUAUCCAAAGGAACGUAUUGGUGGAUGAAUACAUUCAUCAAGACUGCUCAUAAAAAACCAAUAGACUUGAAAACCAUAGGCAAGCUUCCCAUUGCCAUGAGAGCUCUGACCAAUUAUAUCCUCCUUAAUGAGGCUUUUGAAGCACAGAAGAGCAAAAGGUCAUCUUUUCCACAAGGAUCUGGGUCAAUUUGGCGUGCGCUUUGCUGUGCUUUUGGAAGACCUUUACUCCUCAGUAGCACAUUCCGUAUUCUGGCUGACUUGCUUGGAUUUGCUGGUCCACUCUGCAUCUCUGGGAUCGUUCACAAUGUUGGAAAAGGAAAUAACACUAUUCGCCCACAGACUAAAAUUCUUGGUGUUUUCUUUAUUUCAUCUCAAGAGUUCCUGUCCAAUGCUUAUGUCUUGGCUGUACUCUUAUUUUUUGCCCUUCUGUUGCAAAGGACGUUUCUCCAAGCAUCAUACUAUGUUGCUAUUGAAACGGGAAUCAACUUGAGAGGUGCAAUACAGACAAAAAUAUACAAUAAAAUUAUGCAGCUCUCAACUUCUAACAUGUCUAUGGGAGAGAUGACUGCAGGCCAGAUCUGUAACCUGGUUGCCAUCGAUACAAAUCAGCUGAUGUGGUUCUUCUUCCUCUGCCCUAACCUCUGGGCUAUGCCAGUACAGAUAAUCGUAGGAGUUCUUCUGCUCUACUACCUUCUUGGAAUCAGUGCCUUAAUUGGAGCAGCAGUAAUCAUAGUACUUGCACCUGUUCAGUACUUUGUAGCAACAAAACUCUCACAGGCCCAGAGAAGCACACUGGAGUACUCCAAUGAGAGACUGAAGAAGACAAAUGAGAUGCUUCGAGGCAUUAAGCUCCUUAAACUCUAUGCCUGGGAACACAUCUUUCACAGCAGCGUAGAGGAAACAAGACAAAAAGAAAUGACUAGCCUCAAGGCUUUUGCCCUUUAUACCUCUGUAUCCAUCUUUAUGAAUGCAGCAAUACCAAUUGCAGCUGUACUUAUAACAUUUGUGGUCCAUGCUCAUCUGACAAGAAAUGCUGACUUCUCCCCAUCUGUGGCCUUUGCCUCCAUCUCUCUAUUUCACAUUCUUGUGUCUCCCUUGUUUCUGCUCUCCAGUGUGGUCAGAUCUACAGUCAAAGCAUUAGUAAGUGUGCAGAAACUGAGUGAAUUCUUGUCAAGUGAAGAAAUUGGAGAAGAGCAUGAUAAAUCUUCAGAGCUAAGAAGUGCAGAUAAUCACAGCAAAUACCAGGCAGUGCCACUCAAAGUUGUUAACCGCAAGAGGCCUGCCAGGGAGGACUGGAACAAUUACAGCUCUCAUAUGAGAAGACCCAUUAACAUCACAGAAGCGGAUGAUUUUUGUGUAAAGAUCACAAAUGGAUUUUUCACUUGGACACCUGAGGGUCCUCCAGCGUUGUCCAACAUUGAUAUCCGAAUCCCUCAAGGUCAGCUAACAAUGAUUGUAGGACAGGUCGGCUGUGGUAAGUCAUCUCUCUUGUUAGCCACGCUUGGUGAGAUGCAGAAGAUCUCUGGCAACAUAUUCUGGAGCAGCAGUCCUUCUGACAGCGAGACGGGGGAAGAUGUCAGCCCAGAGAAAGAAUCUUCUGUUGACACGGAAUUCAGGAAAAGAGGAUCAGUAGCAUACGCAUCACAGAAGCCUUGGUUGCUCAAUGCCACAGUGGAAGAGAAUAUCACAUUUGAAAGCCCUUUUAAUAAACAGAGGUACAAAGCAGUAAUUGAUGCUUGUUCCCUCCAGCCUGAUAUUGACAUUCUCCCUCAUGGAGACCAAACCCAGAUUGGAGAGAGGGGUAUUAAUCUGUCUGGAGGGCAGCGCCAACGUAUCAGUGUGGCGAGAGCACUUUACCAGCAGACAAAUGUGGUGUUCCUGGAUGAUCCAUUUUCCGCACUGGAUAUCCACCUAAGUGACCAUCUCAUGCAAGAAGGGAUCCUGAAAAUGCUAAGGGAAGAUAAGCGGACCAUCGUGCUGGUAACCCAUAAGCUGCAAUACCUGCCCCAUGCAGACUGGAUAAUUGCAAUGAAAGAUGGCUACAUCCAAAGAGAAGGAACGCUCAAGGACAUUCAGAAAUCAGAGACUGAGCUCUUUGAACACUGGAAAACUCUAAUGAAUCGACAAGACCAAGAGCUGGAGAAGGAGACUAUAAUUGAAAGAAAAAGUGUUCUGGAAAGAACAAAUCUCCGGAGGACUAUGUACUCCCGUGAAGCUCUGCUGAAAGAUGAUGAUGAUGAUGAAGAAGAAGCAACAGAAAGUGACGACGAGGACAACCUCUCGUCGGUGCUACAUCAGAGAGCCAAGAUGCCCUGGAGAGCCUGUGGGAAGUACCUCAGCUCGGCGGGAAUCCUCCUCUUGCCACUGCUGGUUCUGUCCCAACUGCUGAAGCACACGGUGAUGGUGGCCAUCGACUACUGCCUGGCGCGCUGGACCUCCGAUGCCAUCGCGGGGAAGACGGAGCUGGAGCCGAGGAACUGCUCCACGUGUGAGGAUUUCAACCAUUCCCCAUAUUCAAAAGUUUUCAGCAUUCUCUGCUGUCUUGGGAUUGUAUUAUGUCUUGUCACAUCAAUAGCAGUGGAGUGGACUGGCUUAAAAGUCACCAAAAAGCUGCACUCUUCAUUACUAAAUAAGAUUAUUUUGGCACCAAUGAGAUUUUUUGAAACGACACCUCUGGGUAGUAUAUUGAACAGAUUUUCAGCUGACUGCAACACCAUUGACCAGCACAUUCCUGCUACCCUGGAGUGCUUGAGUCGCUCCACCUUGCUGUGUGUAUCUGCUCUUGCCGUCAUUUCAUACGUCACGCCAAUGUUUCUCAUUGCCCUGGUUCCCCUCGCAAUCAUGUGUUACUUCAUACAGAAAUACUUCCGAGUCGCAUCACGGGACCUGCAGCAGCUGGAUGACAGCACUCAGCUACCAUUACUUUCCCAUUUUUCAGAGACUGUUGAAGGCCUAACCACCAUCAGAGCUUUCAGGUACGAAGCCAAAUUUCGACAAAAGCUUCUUGAAUACACAGAUUCCAACAACAUUGCUUCCCUUUUCCUUACAGCUGCCAAUCGCUGGCUGGAAGUCCGCAUGAUGCAGUGGAUAAGCGCCCAGUACCAAUCGCUGUGCCAGCCAUGGCCCUGCUCACAAAGAGGACCACAUGAGCACUUCCCUAACCUACUUCAGGAGUACAUUGGAGCAUGUGUGGUACUCAUAGCCGCUGUCACUUCUAUUACCAAUUCCCUGUAUAAUAAACUCUCUUCAGGACUUGUAGGCUUGGGACUAACCUAUGCUCUUAUGGUGUCUAACUAUUUGAACUGGAUGGUUCGUAACCUGGCUGACAUGGAGAUCCAGCUGGGUGCAGUGAAAAGAAUCAAUGGCCUUCUCAAAACAGAAGCUGAAAAUUAUGAAGGGCUCCUUUCUCCCUCACAGAUUCCCCAGAACUGGCCAGACAGAGGUGAGAUCCAAAUCCAGAAUCUCAGUGUCCGUUAUGACAGCAACCUAAAGCCAGUCCUGAAGCAUGUCAAUGCUCACAUCUCUCCAGGACAAAAGAUUGGGAUCUGUGGUCGAACAGGCAGUGGCAAAUCCUCCUUCUCCCUUGCCUUUUUCAGAAUGGUUGACACUUUUGAGGGAAGGAUUAUCAUUGAUGGUAUUGAUAUCGCUAAGCUCCCAUUACAGACGUUGAGAUCCAGGCUGUCAAUCAUUCUCCAAGAUCCUAUUUUAUUCAGCGGCACAAUCCGGUUUAACUUGGACCCUGAAAAGAAGUGCACUGACAGCAUGCUGUGGGAAGCAUUGGAAAUAGCACAGCUCAAGCAUGUGGUGAAAGCGCUACCUGGGGGGCUAGAUGCUAUAGUCACAGAAGGUGGUGAAAACUUUAGCCAAGGCCAAAGACAGCUGUUCUGCUUAGCAAGGGCAUUUGUGCGGAAGACGAGCAUCUUCAUCAUGGAUGAAGCCACAGCAUCUAUUGACAUGGCAACAGAGAACAUACUCCAGAAGGUAGUCAUGACUGCGUUUGCUGAUCGUACUGUGGUGACAAUAGCACACCGCGUGCACACAAUCCUGAAUGCAGAUUUGGUCAUUGUAAUGAAGAGAGGGCUUAUUUUGGAAUAUGACAAGCCUGAGGUUCUGCUAGAGCAAGAAGACAGUGUCUUUGCUUCUUUUGUACAAGCAGAUAAGUAAUAAAAACAUAUGAAGCAUUUUAAAGUACAGUUGUAUUAUUCAUAUUUUUUUAAAAUGUAAAUUACUUGUAAAUAAAUGAUUAUUUCUUAAUAAAACUGAGAUUUUUCUUUUUUUAAUAAAAGGAGCUAUUUCUCCAUCUGAAGGACUGAUGAAUUAUCCAUGUACUUUCCUUUUUGUAUGUUUUUUUUUUUUUUUUUUUUUUUUUGCUUCCAAAGAAUCAUAAAAUAUGGUUUAAAAAAAAAUGACCUGGAUGAAAUAUGACAAGAUAUACAUCAAACAUACAUGGCUAACAUGGAGUUUUUAUGCAACUCUUAAGCCUCUCCUGUUGUUUUAUUACCAUGUUAUUUUUUAUGCAUCAUAGCCUUACUGUAGAUAAUGCUCAUUAUUGACUAAAUGCAGAAGGAAAAUGAUAUACCAAAGGUAUUUCUCAAAAGCUUUUAUCUCUUUUAAUCAUAUGAUACUGUAAAGCUUUAAUAUCUAAAUAUAAAAUAUGUAAAACUUUU
This is a messenger RNA of Dromaius novaehollandiae (emu), 5389 nucleotides long. RefSeq names its product ATP binding cassette subfamily C member 8 (gene ABCC8). Gene Ontology annotation, cellular component: membrane. Gene Ontology annotation, molecular function: ATP binding; ATP hydrolysis activity; ABC-type transporter activity. The record is from RefSeq and is a predicted model, not a curated record. NCBI's taxonomy places the organism in Eukaryota, Metazoa, Chordata, Aves, Casuariiformes, Dromaiidae. Bases 9 to 4886 code for a protein of 1625 amino acids. The transcript has 40 exons. Gene Ontology annotation, biological process: transmembrane transport; potassium ion transport.